AUGGUUCAUAUGGGGCAGUGUUGGGAUUUCGGCACUACGCGGGUAGCGGUCCAUUCGAACUGGGAGACUGCUUCUCCCGAAGGAAGCGGCCGCAAACUCUGCGAGAAUGUUGAAGCGGGAGCUAAUGAUGGAACUCGCGCCGGAGACAAGGGCUCGUCCCACGGAAACGAUGACGACGACGACGCUAUUUUUAGCGAAGUGCAGACUCAAGCCUUCGCGCCGAGUCGCAACGAUUUACGAGACGACCCGACUGGUCCCCCACCUACGAGCGAUAAGCGCAAACCUCCGAAGCUCAAAAGCGCUUUCGUAACCGCCGGCGGUAGAAGCACAAGCGUCUCGUACGAGGCUCUUCAGGCGGCCAGGAAGAAGUUGGAGGACAUUAGCGCUCCGCCCACGCAGAGCACUCCGACUGCCGAAAUUGACACGGGUUUCAAGAGCGGACGAGGCGAUGCUGUGAAGGUAUCUCUCGGGGCUCUGAGUGCGAGCAAGAAAGUUCUAGAGAGAGCCGACGAUCGAGCCGGCUCGCAGCCUUUACCAGAGUUCCGGGUUGACGAUCCCGAGAGGAAACCGACGGCUCCAUCGACCUCGAAACCGAUCAUCCCAUCGGGGAGCUCGGGAUACAGGAACCAAUCGACGCCGGUGCUGGGCUUCAGAACGGCCCGGGGCACGGCCCAGAAGGUCUCGGAGAAAGCGCUCAAACAGGUCCGUCUGAUGUUCCGGGAGGAGUUUUCUGAGGUUCCGGACGACGACGGUCACAUUGAGGAGCCGAAAAAGGAGACGGAAGCUCGCGUGGCUUCGGGAUUCUCCACAGCGCGGGGUGAAUCCAUGCUGAUAUCCACGGAGAACAUGGAUAACGCGAGAAAAUUGUUGGAAGAUACCGAUCAAGGGAAGGAUAAGCGGUUGUCCGGAGCACAGUCCCACACAGACGCUCAAUCGGAUAGCAGAUGCCCGGUCCGGGAUAUCUCGAAGGACCGAAUCCAAGAUUCCAAAACUCCCGCAAGGAGAAUCGCCGGGCUCAAGCGUCGAACGCCCAUGUGUCAAACGCCGCUGAACUUGUUGAGCUCCCCCAUAACGCCGCUACAAGCACCCUCAAGAUCAUCCAACUCCAAUGCAUCCAAAUUGAGUGCAUCGACUCCCUCGCGAUCCAUUCAACAAGAGAAGUGCUUGAUCAAGAAAUCGCGUCUCCUGGAGGGCAUGAAAGAAACGGGGACAGGGGAACACACUCCGUACCGGAAGAAACUCACAGAUCUCACUUUGAUUGACAAUGCUUGCGCCCAAGCCGACUCCUCCAGGUUUCGGGAUGAUAUUAGCGGUCGCAUUGUCUACCUCGACGAUGUCAAACGGAGUUUCAGGCGGGAAAUCGAAGUUCAGUCGUCCAAUUUCGACUCAUGGUUCGCGAAUCAUUUCGAGAUGGUUGUGUGGAAGUUGGCGAGCUACAGCAGUCGUGUCAAAGAAUUGGCAGGCUGUUUGAUCUUCGAGAAUGUUUUGGAUCAAUUAGAACACCGGUGGAACGUGGAACUGAACGGCCAAAGGAGUCCCCUGAGAAUGAUUGUCGAACGUGACGCUCCGGCUGAGGCUACAUUAGUGCUCUUGGUCAAAGAUGUACAGUCCAAGUAUUUGAUCGUAUCGGAUGGAUGGUACUCGGUUCCCUGCGACGUAGACGGUCCUCUCCAGUCGUUGAUGACGAAGGGACUGCUUCGGAUCGGUCAGAAACUCUGCGUCUGUGGAGCACAGCUCAGGGGAGCUCCGAACGGGGUGGAUCCUCUUCAGCUGGAAGAUGCGAGACUCUCGAUACGAUAUAAUUCGACGCGAAGAGCUCGGUGGUACGCUAAAAUGGGCUAUCUGAAGAAAAGUCUUCUAGUUCCUCUCUUCUCCGUGGUGCUCGAUGGGGGUUGUUUACCCGCAGUUAGAGUCAAAAUCUCUUCGUGCUCACCUCUGAUGUUCUUCGAGAAGUUCUCUCAGGGCGGCAGCAUCGUGCGGCCGGAGGCUGCGGAGCGAAAGGAGCGGAAAAAUUAUUGCGAGCAGAUCGAAUCGAUCCAAGAGAAGAUACGCGAAGAAGUUUUGAGAGAAUUGGAAUUAGAGCAAAACUCCAAACGAGUGACUCGCACCCGGUCGCGUUUGAAGCCUUCCGUGGCGAAGUUGAGAACAGGUGAAGAGAUCCAUAGCGCGUUGGAGAGCAGCGUCGACCCCACACAGCUCAUGGAGGAGUUGAGUUCUUCGCAAAGACGGUCCUUGGAAAGCUAUCGAAGGACUGUAGAGGACAAGUUCUUGGAAAGGCUACGAGAGGAAACGAGCCGGCGUUUCGAAGAGAUGAAACAGCGUCAUGAGUGUCCACAGGAAAGAAUCGUCGCCCCAUUGCUCAAGCUGAUGGUGUGUUGCUCCUUGAGCAAUAUCGAAGUCCCGCUCACUGUCUGGCGGCCGUCCGAAGAUCUGAGGGCUAUGCUCCGCGUGGGGGCUAUAGUCACAAUCUACCGAGCAAACGUGACAACUUGCCGGAAGUUCCCAUUCGGUCUGACCACAAAGACCAACACCGCUUUCGAGUUGUUCGAAGAAAGCAUGGAACAACAAAGACCUCGAAAGGAAGCGCGGCUCGAAUGA
This is a messenger RNA of Galendromus occidentalis (western predatory mite), 2598 nucleotides long. RefSeq lists its product as uncharacterized. Bases 1 to 2598 code for a protein of 865 amino acids. Gene Ontology annotation, biological process: double-strand break repair via homologous recombination; regulation of DNA-templated transcription. The record is from RefSeq and is a predicted model, not a curated record. Lineage: Eukaryota; Metazoa; Arthropoda; Arachnida; Mesostigmata; Phytoseiidae. The transcript has 14 exons.